This is a messenger RNA of Leptomonas pyrrhocoris, 689 nucleotides long. RefSeq lists its product as hypothetical. Gene Ontology annotation, molecular function: rRNA binding; structural constituent of ribosome. The record is from RefSeq and is a predicted model, not a curated record. Lineage: Eukaryota; Euglenozoa; Kinetoplastea; Trypanosomatida; Trypanosomatidae. Bases 96 to 689 code for a protein of 197 amino acids. Gene Ontology annotation, cellular component: ribosome. The transcript has a single exon. Gene Ontology annotation, biological process: ribosomal large subunit assembly; translation.
GAAAUGCUCGUAUAAUGCCAUGAGAAGAAAGCCUCAUAAAGGCUGUGCGUAGGAUACCUUCUUGAACAGGGUUGAACUUUGAAGGGCGCCGCACCAUGCUUCGCUCCACGAACGUCUCCCGUUACUGGCGCGCCACGACGGAGCUCGACCGCCUGCGCGGACUCCUGCGGGGACGGGCGCGGCUGGAAAAGAAAGUGGGAUUGAAGCGCAUCACCUUCCUCAUGCGCACGCAAACGCGAUACCGCGUGGAGCAGAAGUCGCACUGGGAGCGCGCCAUCGUGCGCAAAAACGUGGACAGCGCCGCCCACGAACAUGGCAGCGGCUGGAAGCACCUUCGGAACGACCUGGCGCGCCAAAACCUGAUGUUGUUGCCCAAGACGCAGCAGCAGCUUGCCCUUUACGAGCCGCUGGCUUUUAGGGCUGUCAUGGAGCUCUGUGCCUCGCGUGUGCCGCCGCCGCCGCCGCCCGUCACAGCGCAGGUGCCGGCAGAAGCGUACGCGAAGCGCGCAGAGGAUGGAAAGACGGCGCACCCCGCCGCGACGAGGGAGUUGAAGGAGGGCGUAGAGCGCAUGCUACGUGCAAGUCACUCGGAGAAGUUGCAGCGUGAAGGGCCGAAGACAAUGCAGGCGUGGAUGGAUGCAUGGAAGGAGUACGAUGUUGGAGCGGGUGCUCGCAACGAACAUAAGUGA